Molecule: messenger RNA, 26092 nt
Organism: Coregonus sp. 'balchen'
Lineage: Eukaryota; Metazoa; Chordata; Actinopteri; Salmoniformes; Salmonidae
Source: the annotation of a GenBank genome assembly
AUAACAACCAGCUCUGGCAGUGAGUUCCUUCUCCAGGCUGACAAUUACCCCACAAUAUGUAAAUGGCAUGAUGCUAUUAAAAGCACAGCUGACAACUUGGUAAGCAGUUUCCUGUUUCUUACAGAUGGUGUAUCUGAAGUUCAACAUUUCUGAAGUGUUUAUGAUUUUGGAUAUUGAAAUUAUGACUAAAUCAUUCAGAAUAUAGCUUAGUCAUAACAUGCUUCUCAAAAUGAAAGUAAGACAAUUCCAUAAAUCAUUGACUAUUUAUCAGGUCAAACGUAUGAUUUUAUGUUCCACAUAGUGCAGAAAAUUGCAUAGACCUGCUUUACUUAAUAAUGAGUGAUAAUAAUGAGUUACUGUAUGCAACCAGUAACCUUUGAAAGGUUGUAACCUCCUUUCUGUUGUAGUCUAAGGGAGCUGGAGGACAGGCCUCUGGCAAGCCUGGCAUACAGAACGCAAACAGCACAGAGUACCUACCCAGACAUGGGUUGCCUAGCAAGACACUGUCACUGCCAAGACCUGCACCUGAUUCCCCCUGCACAAAGGAACCUGAACACAGACGCUCACUCAGUAAGUUGUCUCCAACGACUAUAGUUCUACUACAGUUGCUUAUCAAAACAGUUAUUGACGUGUUAGUACAAGCUUGAACUCAGAGGUAUGCUGAUUAAAAGUUUUCUAUUAUCUGUGCUUCUGUAGGCAUUUAAUUGCUCAAAACAUAACUUUUCUAGGGAAAUGGUUGCUCUCACAUUUGCAUAAUGUAUGUGUGCUCAUUUCCCUUACCCACCAACGUGAUAAGGCCUGACAGCUUUCCUGAUUUUUAGUGGCACUUUUUGUGUUUUAUUUUUUAUAUGCCCAAAAUGUGUGUGGUGACUGUUGAUUUCAAUUAUGGCUCUUGUAGGAACAUGACACAAGAACAUGCUAAUUAACAUUAUGUCAUCAUAUGUCAAGUAGCAAUUAUGUUAAUCCCUGUCAACGGUUCAAAUCAAUCUCGUCACCUUAAGCGCUGCGAGACUAAUAUAUUGAUGUUGGAUGAUCAUAUUAAAAUCUCUAAUUAGGGGCCAGGGACAUAGAGGCCAAGAUCCAGUCUCUUAUUGUUAUCUUGAGCUGCUUAAACCUUUGAUUCUGGCUAUGUUCAUGUCAAUUUAUGGCCAUGAAAAAGACAGUCCUUUACACAAACUGGAGAGCAUCACGGUUAGCUUGUUUUCCACUGUAGGUCCUACUGUAUGUUUUCAGAAAAUUAUAUACAAUUACCUGACAACAAUAUUAUUUGCUUUGCACCUCUGUGUAACCCAACUGUAAUAUAAGAAAUAUAUCCAACUUGUUUCUUGGAUGGCAAAGCUAGUUCGUAGACAAAAUAGGUCAUUUGAUUCAUUUGGGAGGAGCAGUGUUUUUAUUAGAAUGACAAGCAGGACCCGGACUUUCAAAAACUGCAGGGAAUUCCUCUAGACAUGGAGAAGUUCAAUUGGAAUGAAUAAUAGAAAAGGACAGCCAUGGGAGAGACUCCUGGAAAGAUGCCUAAUUAAUAAAUAACAGUGGGACUCUAACGAGAGAGAGAGAGGGGAACAGCGAGGGUCAGGUAGAGAGAUGAGGGGAACCAUGAUAUCCACCUCCACUUUGCUGGUUGAACAUUGUAAAGGCAUAUAGACCUACUGAGCCUUUCUAAAGACACAUUUAAACACCUUAGCUUUCCCUUUCACUUGUUGCCAUUUAACCGUGUGUCUCUGUCUUUGUGUUCCUGACAAGUUUUCAAGUCUUCCAAGCUCAACUACAGCAUGUCGGACAGUGCUGAUAAGAAUGGAGUGAAGAACAGACUCAAAAAGUUCAUAUCAAGACGGCCCUCUAUGAAGACUCUACAGGAGAAAGGCAUCAUCAAAGGUAUCAGAGUAUUCUGUUGUAAAUAUACCAGUAUAAGUGUAUUAUUUUCCACCACACCUCACAUGUUGUGAAGAACACAAAUCUUUCAAAAUGUGUUCUACAUGUUGUCAUCUUUUUCUAUUAGGACAGCGCUUAAAAAAAAAAAAAAAGAGAGUUAACUGUGUCUGUAUAUUCCCAGAUGUCACAAUUUAUUUUCUAAUUGAUUGUAAAUAUAGAAUAACUAGUGAUGAUAAUGAGUUAUUAUACUGAUUUGAAAAGGUCUCGCCAUGUUUAUUAGGAGUCACAGAACAACAGUGAUUGAUCAAAUUAAACCGAAUGCAUUUUACUUGAACAAACCAUGCCAAUCCAACCGGCAACCACAGAAUCCAUUCCUCUAAGGGGGAACUAAUUUAUUGAGCUCACGGUUGAAGGAAAAUACACCAUUAAAGGGCAUAUUUAAGCACAUUUGCAAUCCUUAGAAGAAGGUAACGGUAUUUGGAAUUUCCCCCAGCUUCAAGGAGACCCUUUAAUGUUGUGUCCACGGGACAAACGCUAGAUCAAAGGGAGAGGACGUUAUUGACGGAAUAAAUGAAAUACUUCUGGAUUAAGGAGUGGGGCAGGUGGCCUCCAGACUGUCCUAUUUGGCAAGGCUGGUGGGCAAGCCACUUCAGAGAGUGUGCUUCCUCAAAUCAGGUCCCUCUUCCUCCCCCCUCUUUCCUAUCGUACUUCAGAAUGCAAAUUAAAUCCAUGCGACGCGAGGGUUAUUUGAAUUCCUUUAGGAGGGGUAAUUUUGCUCCAUUUCUCUGCCCCCCUUCCCCUCUCCUCGUCUUUUCUCUUGCUUAUCUGCCGAGCGCUGGGAAGUGCAUUUUGUAUGCAAAGGUGCCGUGCUCGCAGUCAUUUAUGUAUUUGGUGCACCCUCCCCUCCAGUGUAUAAACAAGAGAGGGCAAUCUUUGAUGUUGCACAGUGCUAGAGAGACAGCACUGUUCGAGAGUCCCGAUACUGUAACAUAAGCCAGUUGAUGAGUGAGAAAGUGUACCUCUGUGCAGUCAGUUUGAAUUCCAGUCUAUGAUUGAUGAGGUAUGCUUUGCUAACCCUAGCUUUUGCAAGCCCUAUAGGGUGUCUACUAGAGAUGAACUGACCGGAGUUAGUGACCACAGAAGCCUGAGUUUAUUGCCAGGAAGAACAGGUUAAAUGAGGGACGCCUCAGCAUAUUUAAAUGGACAAAAGCAGAGUAAUGAAGCAAUGGGAAUGUUCAUAUAAGGCAAGAAAAUGUGGCCCCCCUCUCCCUCUGAUUGUAGCAAAGCGGCCUGGGAGACUCAGGGUUCAUGGGAAAAAAUGUUAGCGAUAAAAUGCUAAGUGUGUGAUUAAACAUUAGAUUGUUUAUCCUUUACCAAUGUGGCCGUGGAAUCCAUGUAGCCUACUGUUAGUAGCGCCACCAGAGGAGAGCAGGGCAGUAGGAGUCAAGAGCGAUGAGUGUUACUACUCAUGCUAUGAGAUAAUUACCUAUCCCUCCACAUAAUGAUGAUGAUGAUCAAUGGACAGUAUUAAUGAGAUUGUGUGAAUGGAAAUGACUUAUUAAACAGACCUUUUACCGUUCCACCAAGUUGAGAUCUGAAAACAGACAUUUCAGCACAUUCCACGUUUGAGGACUUUUGAUGCAAUUAAAUGCAAUAGAUGAUGAUGACUGCUAAUUUCUAUAUUUUUACACGGUCUCUUAUUCAGUAGUUCUGGGAAAUGGAUUUUUUUACUGAACAAAUCAAGUCUUUUUCCUCACAGAUCGAGUGUUUGGGUGUCACUUGUUGGCACUUUGCGAGCGGGAAGGGACCACUGUGCCAAAGUUCGUCAGGCAGUGUGUGGAGGCCGUUGAAAAAAGAGGUAUGCACUUUUCCUAAAAUUGUUUUAUUUAAUUAAUACUUUGUUUAUGGGAAAUAAACCAACAAUGGAUAAGAUGUGUGUGGGAAAUAAUUUAAGUAUGGACUGUCUUAUCCUCCUCCUGUAUUGGGGAGUUUGACCCUUCUCCACACCCUGACCCUGUCGAGUCAGCCUGUCCACCCCAGUGAUGCUUCAUCUCACACAGUUACAGUAGCUGCUUCAGCGUUUCACCACUGUUUACACUUCCCCUCUGUUUUGACAUUUGAGAGUGAAUAUAAAAAGACCAAUAGUUGAGAGUGCCUGUUUUAUAAGACGUGUAUCCCGGUCAUUGACUUGUAGUGUUCUCACACAAUGUGUGUGAUCAGUAGUUUCCCAGGCUCUGUCACAUAGCUGGCCAGGCAAAGGGGCUGAACCCUGAGGAAAAUGCUCCUCAGCAUCCCAAAUCACUCACUCCUGGUCCCCGUCCAAUUCCGAGUCCACUUCAGACUGUUUAUAACGCGCUGAAAUUGAGAGUGAAUUAUGUGUUUGUGUAAUGGGUCCCGUUUGUGGUUUUGGCUGAACAUUUGUUCAGGACUAUUAGUUAUCUGGGGGUAAAAUUGCUGUGGCCCGAUAAACACGCUGAGAUAAUAAUAAUGAUUAAGAACGUCUUUUAACUGUAAUGAUUAUGAUCUAAAGGUCUGUUGCAUUUCUUGAUACAUGAUGGACUUUAGUGUGUUAGAAAAUAAACCUUUCGACACGCACGCACUCACUCACACACACACACGCACACACACACACACACACACACGCACGCACACACUCACUCACUCACUCACUCACUCACUCACUCACUCACUCACUCACUCGCACACAUACACACACACACACACACAAACGCACACACUCACUCACUCACUCACUCACUCACUCGCACACACGCACACACAUUCCCACACACAUGCACCCGCACACACACACACACACACACACACACACACACACACAAACAACAUUUGGGAGGCCAUUGGCUGGGCUCUGGACACAGCAGGGAAAGAACAAACAAACAACUUCUGACUGCUUUCUAUGUAAACAAAGGGCCAAACACUGGGGUGAAAUUCCUCUGGACAUCUUAACACUUGAGCAGAAGAAAAUAGCCAGGACGUUAUACAAGAAUGCCUUGCAAAGAAUGAAAUGUACGUCUUCUUUACUUUAAAAAUCAACCAUAUCCUCAAGUUACCCCACCAGUGACAGUGGUACAGGACAUAGCGUGCCACUGUCAACUGCUCGGGAAUGUGGACGGACAUUCAUUAGAGCAAUUGAUAGAAAGGGCCAGAGGAAAGUGUCGCCCCAGCUACCUCUAUGCAGCGGCAGUGUUAGUUUGCACUGACAACAGUGUGACUCAAAUAUUUAGCAUUACAAUCUGUAGCCUAGCCUGUGUUUCAACUUUUAAGCCUCCAGCCUUGUGUAUUUAAAUGCUGGUCACUUUUUAAUUUAUUGUUAGAGUAUGGACAAUGAAAGCAUGACAAUCUGUCAAAGGCUGUUGAGUUGGUUUGGCAGGCUGGUCUCCUGUACUUGGAUGCAAAACCAAAUGGAAGUCAGACUCUAUAAUCAAAGUCACACUCAAAAUGUUACAGUGAAAUAGAGCCAUAUGUUGUCCAAGUCCAAGCCACUAUCUAGGCAAGAUGUCAACUAUCCAUUCCACUGCAAUGAAUGUAAACUUUGUCUAUCGAAAAACCCAGGAAUUGUAUCUAAAUUGGUCAUUUUUGGUCAUAUACAGUGGGGGAAAAAAGUAUUUAGUCAGACACCAAUUGUGCAAGUUCUCCCACUUAAAAAGAUGAGAGAGGCCUGAAAUUUUCAUCAUAGGUACACGUCAACUAUGAUAGACAAAAUGAGAAAAAUAAAUCCAGAAAAUCACAUUGUAGGAUUUUUUAUGAAUUUAUUUGCAAAUUAUGGUGGAAAAUAAGUAUUUGGUCAAUAACAGAAGUUUCUCAAUACUUUGUUAUAUACUCUUUGUUGGCAAUGACACAGGUCAAACGUUUUCUGUAAGUCUUCACAAGGUUUUCACACACUGUUGCUGGUAUUUUGGCCCAUUCCUCCAUGCAGAUCUCCUCUAAAGCAGUGAUGUUUUGGGGUUGUCGCUGGGCAACACGGACUUUCAACUCCCGCCAAAGAUUUUCUAUGGGGUUGAGAUCUGGAGACUGGCUAGGCCACUCCAGGACCUUGAAAUGCUUCUUACGAAGCCACUCCUUCGUUGCCCGGGCAGUGUGUUUGGGAUCAUUGUCAUGCUGAAAGACCCAGCCACGUUUCAUCUUCAAUGCCCUUGCUGAUGGAAGGAGGUUUUCACUCAAAAUCUCACGAUACAUGGCCCCAUUCAUUCUUUCCUUUACACGGAUCAGUCAUCCUGGUCCCUUUGCAGAAAAACAGCCCCAAAGCAUGAUGUUUCCACCCCCAUGCUUCACAGUAGGUAUGGUGUUCUUUGGAUGCAACUCAGCAUUCUUUGUCCUCCAAACACGACGAGUUGAGUUUUUACCAAAAAGUUAUAUUUUGGUUUCAUCUGACCAUAUGACAUUCUCCCAAUCCUCUUCUGGAUCAUCCAAAUGCAGUCUAGCAAACUUCAGACGGGCCUGGACAUGUACUGGCUUAAGCAGGGGGACACGUCUGGCACUGCAGGAUUUGUGUCCCUGGCGGCGUAGUGUGUUACUGAUGGUAGGCUUUGUUACUUUGGUCCCAGCUCUCUGCAGGUCAUUCACUAGGUCCCCCCGUGUGGUUCUGGGAUUUUUGCUCACCGUUCUUGUGAUCAUUUUGACCCCACGGGGUGAGAUCUUGCGUGGAGCCCCAGAUCGAGGGAGAUUAUCAGUAUGUCUUCCAUUUCCUAAUAAUUGCUCCCACAGUUGAUUUCUUCAAACCAAGCUGCUUACCUAUUGCAGAUUCAGUCUUCCCAGCCUGGUGCAGGUCUACAAUUUUGUUUCUGGUGUCCUUUGACAGCUCUUUGGUCUUGGCCAUAGUGGAGUUUGGAGUGUGACUGUUUGAGGUUGUGGACAGGUGUCUUUUAUACUGAUAACAAGUUCAAACAGGUGCCAUUAAUACAGGUAACGAGUGGAGGACAGAGGAGCCUCUUAAAGAAGAAGUUACAGGUCUGUGAGAGCCAGAAAUCUUGCUUGUUUUUAGGUGACCAAAUACUUAUUUUCCACCAUAAUUUGCAAAUAAAUUCAUAAAAAAUCCUACAAUGUGAUUUUCUGGAUUUUUUUUCUCUCAAUUUGUCUGUCAUAGUUGACGUGUACCUAUGAUGAAAAUUACAGGCCUCUCUCAUCUUUUUAAGUGAGAGAACUUGCACAAUUGGUGGCUGACUAAAUACUUUUUUUCCCCCACUGUAAGUCCAAAUCAAAACGUAGUCUUGUCAAAUCUGCUUGUGUAUAAUGUCUAACUUGUAUCCACCAGGUUUAGAGGCUGAUGGCAUCUACAGAGUGAGUGGUAAUCUUGCCACCAUCCAGAAGUUACGAUUCUUGGUUGACCAAGGUAUGUUCUGUUGUUUAAUUCACUUGUGAUUGACUGUAUGUUAUAGUGUUUGUUAUACAGCCACAUAUCCAGUAAACUAAUAUAGUUAGAGUUAUGGAUUAACAGUAGUUGACUUCAUACAGUUCAUACAGUUCAUACAGUUCAUACAGUGUGUUCUGUUGAAAUCAUGGAUGAUUCUGAGUAAUUACUGAGUAAUUCUACUUUACAGCUUAAUUAUGAAUAACUGUAGAGACCUUCUCUUGAUGGUGAAUGAGUAACUGAUCACAAGGCAUUCUUUGGCAAAUAAAAAAUUAUUGAUGAAUACCUUAAGAAUGGGGUCUUUCAGAGUAAAAGCAAGGAUGAUAAAGCAUCCCUCAUGAGACUUCAAGUCAGAUCUGUGUCUCCAGUGAAACACGUCUACGUACUUCAUCUGAAUUAUCCAAUGUUUCCUGUAAGGGACUCCUGGGGGAUUUCUCCAGCAAACCAACAAGAUAACGUUUGUUGUUGUCCUGGCUCUGAGAAUAAAGAAUACACUGGUUGACCUUUAGCCUAAUUUAUCAUUCUGGAAUGUAUUUUUCUGUCUUGAGGUAGCUAGCAACCUUCUUUAUACACCAUUAUUUGUUACUGUGCCCUGCAGUCCUAUAGAUUAAAGAAGUGGUUUGUGAUGCGGGACAUUGAGGAGAGAGUGACAUCAUCAACAUUUUGCACAUUCCGAGCAUUCUGACACAAUGACACCAUGUGUCUACAUUCUGUCCCACACAUUCCAUUUAUCCUGAAUGUGCUCCCAACCCCCAUAGUUAUACAGAGCCAGUACAGUACAAUCUCAAGUGAGAGUGGGUUGAAAACAUUGACCAUGUAGUAGGCUACUAUGUCCUUCAGGACCAUAGAACGCUGCAGGUUCAGUUUCCCUGAGUGGGUCUUUGUACCAGGACUCGGUACAAACAAGGAAACCGUGGGCUGAUUAGCAAUCAGCUCAGAUGUGUCAAGUGCACACACUGGAGAGGCUGGCUAAUUGAAAGUCUGGACUUUCUGCUAGGGAAUACCUAAAACUGUCCAGAAAAAGAAAGAAAUACCCACUCGCUUUAUGUCAUUAUCUAUGAGUCUGGCUCUCCAACACAUUGCCUUUGUUUUUGGUUGACCAAAGAAUGAAGGGAAGAUCUAAGAUCAUCUUGACAUGCCAAAUACAUUACUCUAAUUUCAAAGCAUGGAUAAAAUCUCUCUAAGAUAAUUAUCUCUGUGAAAAUGAUUCUGAAGUUCCUAUGACACUAUAUUCCUAUGAUCAUGUAACAGGGUUGUCUGAAAUGAACGAUGGCUUAUUUCCAGUUUCAACAUACAGCAUAAUGUGACUUUGUGCUGUACCAUUCCACUGUCUUCAGACCUCCAGGCCUGUCAUCUUGGCUUUGCAUCAUCCUGCACCCCUCCUGUGGCAUAUUGAGCCUGGUGCCCCUGAAUCACUUUGUCACCUGAUGGCCUGUCUCUGUCACUACCAGGGGUUUUCUCUAUUCUCAGCCCUAUCAGAACUAACUGAUUUCAGCAGAGGGUAUCUGUCAGUCUAGAACAGAAACCCAAUCCAACAUAUGUGGCUUCAUCAGACCUCUGGGUAGCUGGGAGCCUGUUAGCAAGCGCCGCUGUUAGCAGGUAAACAUUAGUAUAGUAAUUAGCCCUCGCUAAUUCUCCCAAUUAAAGCUGUGUUGUUCCCUCUCUAUUCCCUCUCCUGUUCUUUCUCUCUCUCUCUCUCUCUCUCUCUCUCUCUCUCUCUCCUCCUCUCCUCUCUCUCUCCUCUCUCUCUCUCUCCUCUCUCUCUCUCUCCUCUCUCUCUCUCUCUCUCUCUCUCUCUCUCUCCUCUCUCUCUCUCUCUCCUCUCUCUCUCUCUCUCUCUCUCUCACUGUUCCUGUUCCUUCUCUGUCUCCCCCUCCCCCCUCUCUCUCCCCCCUCUUCCCCCCCUCUCUCUUGCCCCCUCUCUUCCUGGUGUUGUCCCAGAGGAGGAGUUUAACCUGGACGACAGCCAAUGGGAGGACAUCAACGUCGUCACCGGGGCACUCAAGAUGUUUUUCCGGGAGCUGCCAGAGCCCCUGUUCCCCUUCCCAUUAUUUGAGCUGUUUGUGGAGGCCAUCAGUGAGUAUACAGCCUAGCUGUUUUUUGUGUGUUUUUUUUUGUCAUCAGCACAUCAGUUUUAGUGUCAGCAUAUUCAAGCAUAUUCGCAAAGCUUGCACUUGCAGUCAGGUUUCAGUCACCUUCAUUUUGAGGUCAAGAAGAGUGAAAAUUUGGAAUGUAAUGAAAAUCUCCAGAUUAAUAAUGGUUUGUGUCAGAACUGUGUAACGGUUGAUAUUCUACUAGUGAAAUAGGCAGGCUAGCCUGGGUUUUUACAUAGUAACACAUGCAUCAGGCCCUGUGGUGUGUUAGCAUUAAUCCUGUUUAUACUGUACUCCAUGUGCUUUUAUUUGCCUCUAGAAACAUUGUCCUCAAGGCAGCUCACUUAAACACUAAAUGAUUUUUCAUUCAGAGAGAGCUGAGAGAGAGAGAAGAGAGAGAGAGAGAAGAGAGAGAGAGAGAGAGAGAUAGUCGAGAGAGAGAGAGAGAGAGAGAGUAUAUUACGAUAUAGAUAUCGAUCGUCUCAGUCUAGCUCUCUCUAUACGCUUCUCUCUCGUCUCUGCUACUAGUCUCGCGCGCUCUCUCUCUCUAUCUCUCUACUGCCGUCAUCUCUCUGCUCUUCGCGCUCCCACCUGAGGAUUGAGCUGUGGUACAGUAUGCUAAGUUGAUACUCCAAUAUCUGCUUAGCAACAGAGGUGAAAUCAAUAGACAUCUUUCCACAUGGUCACUUGGCACGUACAGUAUGUAUGGGCCCAGAGGAAAACAACAUCAGAGUUAGAACUUUAAGUUGCAUUUGGAGGCGGUGAAUAAACUAUUCGAACAUUCGGAUGGAUCCACACAGUAUGUGCAGGAUAUCAUUCUGUGCUUCAUGUACAAUGUACUGUAUCAUUGACUCCACUUACACCAAGUGGUCUCAAAAAGGUAGCAGAAUUAUCUGCGUCUUUCUAUCUGUCCAGUCAAAAGAGGUCGCUGUAGAACUGUGAGGUGGGUCACCUCUCUCUCUCACCCCUGAGAUCCCCUGGUCGUAAGUGGGGGAAUUCUACGGGCCAAAGGUCACGGCAGCCAGGGCUGGCAGUCCAGACAGAAGCUAACACCAGAUCAGAUCUGACACUGAGUCAUGUGUCGUCGUACUUCCACUCUACUCCACCACACACACACACCCCUCCACACACACACACACACACCCCCAACCCACGACUCAAUUAACCCCCAUCAUGCCAGUGUUCAGGCUCCCACCCUAGCUGCCGUCCUACUGACGCCAGAGUUAACCUUGUGUAAACAAUACUACUAAAGGUUGUGCUCUUGUGUUGAAAUGCUACCUGGAGCCUGUAACCCCACCUCAGGGUUGGAGUACAGGGGCCAUCAGCCCUCUCCUGAGCUCCAUGGAUAAAACAUAAGGAAAUGACAUUGAAUAAUGUGCUUUAAUAUGUGCUUUUUCUUCUACCCCUUAUUUCUUUUUAAUUUGUUCAAUAUGUGUCAUUUGUACAAAAGUGCCUGCUGUUAUCAAUGCUGUCCCAUCCCAUCCCCAAAUAUUCUCUCAGAGACCCUAGAAGCCCCCGGAAACAGAUUGCAAAAACAAUCCCAAGGUGGUGUUAUAAUUUGGCAAUAAAUAUUUACAUGCUCCAGAAUGUAGGCCAGAAUCCCCUCUGGCGCUCAAGGUGGUUACAUCCAGUUAAUCAGAUAAGUAUGUGCACGGCUGAUGAGUCUCAGACAGCGUUUAGACAACUAAUUAGCAGUGUAGGAAGCCCUUCAUAGCAGGAGGUGUAAUUAGGAUAACCUGCUACACCGUGCUCCACUGUAGAGAUGAAACGACCAGGGGUGGAGUCACCACAGAUUUGCCACUAAAUGAAUGUAGUUGUGCAACUAAAUAGAUGUAUUAGCAACCAUAUGGUGACGUACACCAUUCAUUUACAUUGCAAAGAUACUGAAGAAAAGACUGUGAAGAUUUAGCAUCAGCACAUGGCAAUCACCUGCCCCACUUCAUUUAAGACGAGCUGAUUGAACUGUCCAGAACAUGAGAGCAAGGCCUCAUCUGCAGCCAACACAUUAUUAGUAGAGUUGUUUGACUUCGUGCCCCAUUUAGGACCUUGAGACUGGGAGCGAGUCUCCUGCUGAUGGAGAUGAUGGGUCGUCAUCAUUAGAGUCGCGUUUCCCGUGCUGGCUGGCCCUGUAAUGGGGUUGCAUUAGGGGGAGUUCCUAUGGGUCCAUGGCUUGUGUGGACGGGAGGUGAGCUGAUUAGGCAGGUUUCAGUAUACAUCACCAGGUCUCUAAUUGAAACCACUGUUCCAAGAGCCAACAGUGUUGCAGCUUACUGGAAUCAUGGGCAGUGUGUAUGUGUUGUUAAGAAUGGGCAGUGUCGUUACCAGAAUCAUGGGCCAAGAGCUUGGCUCCCAUUGGACAAAGAGACUUACAAGUACUACAACAUGAUGGUUAGUGUAGCAUUGGAUGUAGUCCAGUCCAUUCACAUCAUAUGAAAGGAUUUUCUCAGCCACGGAUAAUGGAGAGAGACAUGAUAUUGUUAUCUCCUAAAUAUCCUAAACACAAUGCAAACACUUAUCAUAUCUUCAGUCCUACACCUCCCUUCCUUUCUUUCCCCGGUCUCCUGUUUCAUUUGUUUUCUCUCUACUUUUGUAUGAACAGAUGCCCCCUUCUGUCCCUUCCCUUCUCUCCCUCUCGCCUCUCUCCCUCUCAGCCCCGUAGGUUUGAUUAGUUGUUCAGUCUGAGGUCCUCAGGUGGGGCCCAUGCAGGCCCUGUCUCACUGUCUCCCUUCCAAGUGAGCUGUUCAUUCUUGGAAGGCUGAGAGGAGCAGCUGUGUUUGCAGGCCGUGAUCCUGGCACCAACUUACCACGUUCUAUUAUUCAUGUGGGCCUCAGUAUCAGAGAGGGGUAUCUGGAAUCUCCAGCCACCUGUCUCGCAGACAAACACUCCUUUUUGUUUCGCAAGCAAAUCAAUGCAAACACUGAUGAAUUGAGUUUGAUCUUGUUAAAGCACUGUUUCUAUAGUUUUGUAGAGGAUGGUGGCGGCACUGAUAGUGUUGCCGUAAAAGUGUAAAUGUUUCGGUCGGGUCUUGGGUUGAGACAUUUUUACACUGGUUACAAUAACUAAGAUGUUACAUGUUCAUGGCUCAGUGGAUGCUCUUUGUAUACAUGCAUGCAUGUGUUUAACUGUUGAUAUUUACAAAGAUUUGAACUCUCUUAACAUAAGUGAUUUUAUUCAUGACUGUAAGUCGCUUUGGAUAAAAGCGUCUGCUAAAUGGCAUAUUAUUAUUAUUCCAUUUUUUGGCUCCCAGAACUUCAGAUUGGCCAGCAUCCUUAAAAUUCUUCUUCUGUAAAUUCUAAAAUACUAACCCAAGUUGUUGGGUCCUUGUCUAUGCCCUCAGUAACCAUGGAAAUGGAGUCGUGUGUUAGUAACUGGGCCACCCAGGCGAGGAGAGAAGUCUAAAUACUGCUCCCUCCGCAUCUCCACCAAGCCAGGGACUUUCACAUCAUUAACUAGCUAGCACAGUUUUAUACAUGGCUCUUAUUUAUUCACCAUACUGACACAGAAACAGAAACACAGCGGAAAGACAUUACUGCAGAGAGAAUCGAGGGAAUCUAUUGUGUCUCAGUUGGGGUUGGUUGAUUCACCCACUUAAGCAAUAACUUUACCAAUGUGCAUUCAGUAUUUAUGAUAAUACUGUAGAUUAGGGAAGACAAAAUGCAUGUACAUGACAAAUGUUAGAGAGAAUCACAUUUCUCUAUAGUGUUUGGUAUCUGUUUGAAAUACAUUUGUAAAUAGUUAUCAUGGUGAUAUCCUACAUUCUACAGGAAGGGCUAGACUACAAUUGGGUCAGCUCAUCAGAUGCAUAUUUUCUUGGAAAAUGGUAAAGUCCAGUGCUAGCUCCAGGUCAUCUUGGGUUACACACCACUUCUCAAGCUUCAAAGAGACACAUCAUUUACAUAUGAAUAAUUGCACAUAUUUAUGAUCUGGCCUAGUUUAGCUGAUAAUCACCAUUACGGUAGGAAAGAAUAGCAUUCUAUAGUCUACCUCAAAUGCAAAGCGCACAUCACAGAAAGGCAGAGAGCCCAGAGCCCUACAAGUCCUGUAGCAUACAAAGGAGGUGUUUUUAUUAGUUUGACAUUGUUUGGUUUGUUUCUAUUUCUGACUUAUUGAGUGCAUACAGAGCACUCAUCAUAAUCACGGAUGGAUUAUUAACUUACGAUCUGUGUUCAUAAUGAGGAUUAAUUGUGUUUGUGUAUUUUCUGUAAUGGGGAAUGUGGUGCAAAGUACUCCCAUGAAUAUGCAAUUAAAGAUUGAACAAAUUAGAAAAAACUAUCUAGAAAUUCUGCAUUUCUGUACUAUUGUGCUGAGACCUCUUAAGUUGGUAAUGUUUCAGUUUGAGAAUAAUAAUUCUUCAUAAUUAAGUUUUACCUUUGAUCAAGAUACUUGAAGAUACUACCUUUUUAUGAAAUGGGGGCAUUCAAUGGUACUUAUUAGUUCAUUUAUUUUUAUAACACUCUAAAACUCCACCUCAUUUGCAUGUGAAGUAAGCUGGCCAUGCAAAUCGUUUGAAAUGCAAAAAUAUCUAGUUUCUAUAUUUCAUCAAGGAGCUUUUCAUGUUUAAUAUAUUACAGACACCAUCCUCUAAGACUUUGUUAUUCAUUAACCAAAAGCACACAAUUGGGAUCCAUUUAAAAUCUUAAUCACAACCUGCAGGAUUAUUUGCUUUCUGCUAAUAUUUGCCUUGACGGGGCUUUAGUGAGCCAUGCAGUACACUAAGCCUGGAGAUGAGGUUGUACAGCUAGAUUUCCUGAAACAAAAUACAUUUCCCCGUUUGUAAUGGGAUUAUAUCCACAGCGGUUUAGAUGCUGAAUGUGUAUCUAGUCACUGUGUCACCGAUUGAAACACUUAUCAAAAAUCAAAAAGAGAAGAAAAACUUGCGGCUAUUGUACAGUAAUUGGUUCUCACAGAAAUCUCUAUGAAUAUACAGCUAUUGACAUUCUCAAAUUUCGAACAUUGGGUUUUAAGAUUUACAUUGCGUAUGUUUAAUAAUUAAGAAAGUAACUUUGCAAAAAUGUCUACAAUUCCAUAAAUCUUAUUGUCCCAACUUGAUACCUUAAAACAAAACAAAUCAAAUGUUAUUUGUCACAUACACAGUUUACAGCAGGUAUAAAAGGUGCAGUGAAAUGCUUACAGGCUUACAAGGUUUUAAAAAGUUUGUAGGCAUUUCUUUGCCAUUUACCUUCUUGUUCCAAUCCAUACAGAUCAGCAAUUCUUAAAUAUUUGUUCGGGAUCAAAGGACUAUUCCAUGGUUACACCCCUUACACAGUAUUGAUUUUCAUUGGCACAGGCGUGUUUGUUUGUUGUUGUAUACAGACCUGGAUGGGGAGUUGUAAUGGUCUGUUGUCAUAGCAGCUCAUAAAUCACUCAAUCCCCUCUAGGUGGCCGAAAGCUGCCUAAUGCUGCAGCCGGGGACUAAAGUUGACAUGACUAAUGUUCGUUUAGUCUUCUGUGGGGUACGCUCUCUCCCUUGAGAUGUUUCCCAUUAUCGAGAGGCUUUACUCCUGUCCGAGCCAGAUUCAUAACAAUAUUGAAUUUGCAAAAAAAGGAAAUUGGGUCUUCCAGGAAAUGGUACCACACUUAAUGUCCUAUGCUUGCUAUGGUUCCCAAAAGUCAGCUCAGUCAAUUAAAUAAUCACAACUUAAUUUAUAAGAAGGCUGAAAAUUAUCUUCCAGUUUAGAGUACUUGUGUGAAGAGCAGUAUUACACGUAUUCUUCUGGCUCCCUUGCUCAUCCAGUGCCAUAUUAUAUGACCCUGUGUGACUUUAUGGGUCAGGUUGUAUGUUUCAGUGUGUGGUACAUUGGAGUGAAUCAGCAAAUGUAGAUGCUAUAAUCAUAACAGGGAAUUUCAGCCUGCUUUAAAUUAAUGACACUGUCCUCGCCAUCUGUCCACAAUGGUGAGCUGAGGGGCAUCUCCAAUAUGUCAGCCACCAACGGCAAAGUAAUGAAUGAAUCAUGUCCUUUGUGCCAGUAAUGUAGACUAGAUUAAAUAUUUUAGGGUGAGGCCUACUAUUGAUUAGUUGUGUAGCAGCAGGUGCCUCUUAUAAACAGUUCUGCAUUGUACUUAACAGAUAUAUUGCCUGAUCUAUUUCAGAGUGGGUCAUCUCUAGUCAAUUCUGAUAAUCUCAGUGAUAACUUCCAGUCAUAGUUGAUACUGAGGACAAAAACUAAACAGGAAAACUCUGUUCAGAGUGACAGCCUGUCCGCCAGGCAGGGCAGGGAAAGCUGCCACACAUUCCAUCCUGCCGGGCCGGCACAGAGCAGAGCGUGGCUCAGGCUAGGCUCACCUAGAGCAGAAGGUCAGGGGCCCUACUCUCUCUCCCAGAACGGGUUUGUCCAUCUGUGCCCAACUGGCAGGGUUGGCACCCAACGUGGGCAUCUGCCACCUGUGCCUGUGCCAGCUCGGUGUACAUGCUGACAUCUGCUCUGGCCGUGCUCAAGGGGAGCCUCCACGGUACGACAGACAGGGGGCCAAACAUUGUCCUCGCCUCGCUCUGCGGCACUGUCUGCUAACAACCUGGGGUAAUGAGAACAGGCAGAGCUGAGGAGACUCCAUUAGGCCAUUAGUGUUAACCUAACCUGUGGGUUCCUCUGGAGGUCAGAGAAACAUGCUGAGCAGUGAGCACGGGGAGGAUAGAGCAAGCAUGAGGUUAUUGUCACCUUUUAGCAGGAUGUCGAUAUAAAUAAACAGGUAGCAGGUUUCAACAGAUGGAUGGGAGGUGUUGAAUGGCUGUAGUGCCACAGUGGGUGGGACAGUUUUUGGACUAUAGAUGUGUUACUGAGUGUUGCAGUUUCUUGUCAUAUUUAUCAGGGAUUGAGGACUGGAUUUGUCUUGUUUUAUAACAAAAACUAUUUUACAAGUACUUUUCACUCUCUCCCUCUUUAGCAAAUACAGCAACACAAACAUACACAUUCACACAUGUUUCCCCAACUGUUCCUAAAUGGAGUAGCAUUACAGAAAGCAAACAUCUGUUCAGAUUAAUAACACGCAAAGUUGUUUUGGGGUGGAAUUCGGGGUGGAAAAGGAGCUUGAUCCCUGGGCUGGUUGUAUUGGCGUCCCCGCCUGGCCUGGCCCCUGAGGACUAAAUCAUCGAGGAUUUUCUCCCUGGGAUUAUCUAACUGAUCUGACCAUAGUGUUAGGUUUCUAUUUGGUUUGAUUACAAUCAAAUAAAGUCUCACCAGUCCCAUUGAAACACAUGCACAGUGUUUGAGUGAAUUCAUUGGUGUAUUCCUCUUACCUACCAUAGAACAGUGUACUGCAGGCAUGCACUAUCGGGAGAGGAGGUCCGGUCUUAAGAGUGUUACCCAUCAGCUAUCACAACAUGAUGGAUGCUACCAAUUUCUAAGGGUCAUAGGUCAGACACAAUGUUGCCAAACAGUUUACCAUCUAUAUAAGGCUUGUGCAUUAGGGGUAAGGGCCCAUCUGACUCCCCAUUGGAGACUAGGACGUUCCCUUGGGAUGGCUAAUUGGUCAGCCAUUAAGUGUUGUGUUACAGUAACAGAAAGGCUCUAAUGGUUUCCAGUAAUAACAAUAAUGAUCAUCCAUUAAAAAAAGUAUAAGUAAAGUCUCACUAACUCUUGAAUUGAAUAUGAAUAAUCAGACAAACAUCUACAUUUGGAUAAUCAAUCUUUAUAGUGUUGUCACUCUUAACGAUAUUCCUCCAAAUCUUCCUUCUGAACAGAGAAGAAGGAUGGCAAGCAGAAGGUGCAGGUGAUGAAGAAGCUGGUACUUCAGCUCCCUAAACCCAACCAGGACACCAUGAGAGUACUCUUCAGACACCUGCAGAAGUAAGUUCACAGCCUGUUAAUGUCAUUGGAGCACAGCCAGAACAUGUUGUAUUCAAUGUCCAGAAUUCGAAUGCAUUGUAGAAUGCAGUAGGUAAAUGCUACAGUACUACAGUAGUAGUACUACUAACUCAGAAAUAGUAUUUUUUUCUAUUAGCCCAGUGUUUUUAAAAAGCAGAUUGACAACAGAGGGUCAAACGUACAGUAAAGGGUGACGGAGAGGUCACACUAAAACAUCAAGCUCUGUAGAAACUUAAGUUUGAACCUCCUAUCCCCCUUCCCCCCACCCGAACGUGGCAUCCCGGCCCCAUGUGUACAGGACACGGGGAAAUGACCUCAGUGCUGCCUGCGUGUGCAAGUUGCCUGGCCCCGGUCCACUCUGACUGUCCUGGCCAGGCUAAAGGGGCCAUAUGGCUAAACCCAUGUCCCAGGAGAGGUGUUCUAUCCCAUCUUACCCUUCUCCAUAUUUACCACCCCACACAGGAGGCCAAAUGACUCAUUUUAGAUUGAUGAGCCCCUCCCUAACUGGAACAUACCCCUUGGCUGCAGCAGAGGACGAGUGUGUGUUUGUCUGUUUGCUUUCGAAUGCCAGGUCCCUCAAUAAGUCCAACCCCCCCCAUUCAUAUCCCGAUGCAGAAUCGCCUGCAGAGAUCACCCCAAAACAUCUCUAUCUCUUUAUCUCUCUCUCUCUCUCCCUCUUCUCACUCUCCUCUCCCUCUUCCUAUCUCGCUCUCCCUCUCUCUCUUUCAGCAAUGACACACCUAGUUCAAAGAAUGAUUUCAGCUGCAUUUCUAUCCUAUUUCUCAGUCCUUCUCAGCUCUUCUUUGCAGCUCCUAUAUGCAGCUUUGCAUAAUAGAAUGUUGAAUAAUAUCCUCAUAACAACUGUCAAUGGACUGAGUGAAGUAAUGUUACUGACGCAUUGUUUUGCUCACACGGUUUCAUUGCGAGGGGAUUGUGGGGACAGGGUAAAUCCCAGGCAGUGCCUCCAAGUCUGCCCCCACCACAAAAUGACUUCUCCCUGCCCUCUCACCAUGCAAAUAAUCAAGCCAGAACGUCUCAUGUGAAAGAAUGGCAGAAGAACGGGCCCCUAGGGACCAGAUCCAGGACUUUGGCUGCCACACCCUUACCUACUGAUGUGGUUUAGCUCUAAUUCACUUAUUUCUUUCUCUCCCUCUUUCUCGCUCUCUGUCUCGCGCCAUACCGCGUUCACUUCCAGUCCCACCCUUUAUUUCUCAUAGGCUAGAUGCGUUUGCCUAAUCUAAAUUUCACACCAGACCACAGUAAAUUGGGAUCAUGUGUGAUUUAUUUAUUUAUUAUUUGCAUUUUUUUCCCCCGAAGAGCUGAGCAGCAUUGGAGGGCGCACAGGCACAGUGUAUAGAACAUUCUCUCUGAGAUUGCCAGAGGAGAAAAAGAGGGGGAACACUGAGAAAUUAUUCUAAAGACAAUUAGAGGAAAAUAAUGAGUGUACGAAGUUAACGCUGAAAAACGCUUAUCCGUGGUGCAUGUUGCCUUAUCGAGGAUAUCAAAUGAGAUUACAAAAAGGCACUGUGGAGACGGAGUGUGUGAAUGUGUGUCCCUGCCUCCUAUAUUAAACAACUUUUAUUCCAGAAGGAAGAGUGGUUUAUGAUCCCAGGCUUCACUAAGCGGUUUUAUUUCAGUCCUGGCUGGGUUGGCUGUGCCUUCAGUAAUGUAGGAGUCUAUGAAGUUUUCUGACUGCUUUGUUGUGGCUUCAUUCUCUGCCUGUGUGGAACCAGUGUUCCUUUUUCCCUCAAUCCAUAGGGUCUGGCUUCAAUAUCGAGCUGUGUACUUGCAUUGUGAUGAUGUGGUCAAGGAAACCAGAUUCUCUGAAGUGUACCUUCACUUAACCAUUCUAUUUAUUCUCCUUUUUGUAAGUGUUUUUGUCACUGCUGUUCAUGGUACCAUUUACCACAAGGGCUUAAAAAAAAAUCCAUGGGCUUUAAAUUCCUGCUGACCUUACUACAGAGUGGAAAUAAAACCUCUAUAGGCGUGGUAGGUAGCCACAGCCAAGGCUAGGAGAUGAAUCAAAAUCAACGGGUGCUGCUGAACCAGAAUGGAUGACAUAGGUCUGUCUAGGACAGCUCUUAUUAUUGGCUCUCAACUGCCAUGAUCCAAUGCAGUGUUGUUUAGCCAUAGUGCACCAAGAAGAUGCUCUCUGCUUGGAAACUUUUCAACACUUCAACUCAAAUGUUUGGUCCAAUGGGGUAUUUUUAGUUCAGAUCAAAUGGGGCGCUGUCUGUUCACUUUACGAGACUGACACUUAUAGUUUCAACCUCCGAGCCUUAGACCACCCCCCAUCCCCUCUCCUCCUCACCCCACCUCCUCCGGCUUCCUGGCCCUCCCUCCCUCCCUCCCUCCCUCCCUCCCUCCCUCCCGCCCGCUCCUCCUCACCCCACCUCCUCUGGCUCCCUGGCCCUCCCUCCCUCCCUCCCUCCCUCCCUCCCUCCCUCCCUCCCUCCCUCCCUCCCUCCCUCUCCUCCUCACCCCCACCUCCUCCGGCUCCCUGGCCCUCCCUCCCUCUCCUCCUCACCCCACCUCCUCCGGCUCCCUGGCCCUCCCUCCCUCCCUCUCCUCCUCACCCCACCUCCUCCGGCUCCCUGGCCCUCCCUCCCUCUCCUCCUCACCCCACCUCCUCCGGCUCCCUGGCCCUCCCUCCCUCCCUCCCUCUCCCUCCCUCCCUCUCCCUCCCUCUCCCUCCCUCCUCACCCCCAUCUCCUCUUGGCUCCCUGGUCCUCCCUCCCUCUCCUCCUCACCCCACCUCCUCCGCUCCCUGGCCCUCCCUCCCUCUCCUCCUCACCCCACCUCCUCCGGCUCCCUGGCCCUCUCUCCCUCCCUCCCCUCACUCUCCCUCCCUCCUUCUCCCUCCCUCCCUCCUUCUCCCUCCCUCCUCACCCCAUCUCCUCUGGCUCCCUGGCCCUCCCUCCCUCCCUCCCUCUCCUCCUCACCCCACCUCCCUCUCCUCCUCACCCCCACCUCCUCCGGCUCCCUGGCCCUCCCUCUCUCUCCUCCCUCUCCUCCUCACCCCACCUCCCUCUCCUCCUCACCCCACCUCCUCCGGCUCCCUGGCCCUCCCUUCCUCCCUCCCUCCCUCUCCUCCUCACCCCACCUCCCUCUCCUCACCUCCCUCUCCUCCUCACCCCACCUCCUCCGCUCCCUAGCCCUCCCUCCCUCUCCUCCGGCUCCCUAGCCCUCCCCUCCCUCUCCUCCUCACCCCACCUCCCUCUCCUCCUCACCCCACCUCCCUCUCCUCCUCACCCCACCUCCUCCGGCUCCCUGGCCCUCCCUCUCUCUCCUCCUCACCCCCACCUCCUCCGGCUCCCUGGCCCUCCCUCCCUCCCUCUCCUCCUCACCCACCACCUCCCUCUCCUCCUCACCCCACCUCCUCAGGCUCCCUGGCCUUCCUCCCUCCCUCUUCCUCCCUCCCCCUCUCCCUCCCUCCUCACCCCAUCUCCUCUGGCUCCCUGGUCCUCCCUCCCUCUCCUCCUCACCCCACCUCCCUCUCCUCCCUCUCCUCCUCACCCCACCUCCUCCGGCUCCCUGGCCCUCCCUCUCUCUCCUCCUCACCCCACCUCCUCCCCUCCCUGGCCCUCCCUCUCCUCUCCUCUCCCCACCUCACCACUCCUCCUCACCCCACCUCCUCGGCUCCCUGGCCCUCCUCCUCUUCCUCCUCCCCCCACCUCCCUCCUCCUCCUCCCCCACCUCCUCGCUCCCUGCCCCUUCCUCCCUCCUCUUCCUCCCUCCCUCUCCCUCCCUCCUCACCCCACCUUCCCCUCCGCUCCUGCCCUCCCCCCUCCUCCUCGCCCUCCCACCCACCUCCCUCUCUCCCUCACCCCACUCUCCGGCCCUGGCCCUCCUCUCUCUCCUCCUCACCCCACCUCCUCCGCUCCCUGGCCCUCGCCCUCCUCUCACCCACCUCCUCUCCUCCUCUCCCCCCCUCCUCGUCUCCCUGGCCCCUUCCCUCCCCUCCCUCCUCCCUCCCCCCUCUCCCUCCUCCCUCUCCCUCCCUCCUCCCCCCAUCUCCUCUGGCUCCCUGGUCCUCCCUCCCUCUCCUCCUCACCCCACCUCCCUCUCCUCCUCACCCCACCUCCUCCGGCUCCCUGGCCCUCCCUCCCUCUCCUCCUCACCCCACCUCCUCCGGCUCCCUGGCCCUCCCUCCCUCUCCUCCUCACCCCACCUCCUCAGGCUCCCUGGCCCUUCCUCCCUCUCUUCCCAUCCCCACCUCAAUGUAUUAUCUGUCCCAUGAUCCUGAAGGAGUCAGUGAUCCUGACCCAAUUAGGAGGAGCCUUCCAGGCGAGGAGGAGGGAAGGCGGGGAGGAGGAGGUGGUGGAGAAGAAGGAGGGGACCCAAUCAUGGUCCAGCUCCCAUUUCCUGUCAUGCCCCGCCUGGAGAAACUAGAUGCUAAUUAAUUACCAUUGGCAUCUUGGGCCGUGCACGUCAGCUCAUGUAGGAGACAUCAAUGAUUCGUCAGAUCAAAUCAUGAGUCCCCUCUGGUCACCUCUCUGGGUAGGGUAGGAUGGACAUUGCUGAUAUGAGCUGUGCAUGCCACCACGGCUUUUUGGAAACACUAUGCCAGGGCGUUGGUAACUAGUCAUUGCAUGCACGUUUGGGUGUGCAGUAUUUGAAGUGUGAUUUCGUUUUCUGUAGGUAUAGCUAGUGGUAGAGGUAGUAGCAGUUGUCGUUUGUAGUCAGAGGAAGAGGAGAUGCGGAGUAGCUAGUGUCAGCAUAUUAACACUGUUAUACCAGUCUCCAUUGUGCAGAGGCAGAAUGAUCCUGAGAACUUAGUAAGGUGAUAUAUUCCUUCUGUGAAUAUACAGUGGAAUUACUUUAAUAAUUAAUAAUAAUAAUAUACAGUGGAAUUACUUUAAUAAUUGAGUUGCCUUAUUUGAGAUCAUUAGUGAACCAUUAGGCAUGGUAAUCCAGACCCUUAGAUCAUCUCAGUGUUCUAAUUAAGUUAAAACGCUGAUGGUCAGACAGGCAGAGAACAGUGAUGCACUGUACACAGGCACAGGGCUGAGGUUAAUUGCAGACAUAAAUAGGAAAUUAUAGCGUGUACACAUUUUAAUCAGGUUUCACUCUAAGACACACUCCAAAACACUUAGUCACAUGGACAUCAAUGCAUGCAAACACAGAGUAGCUCAACCUACAGUAAUGUGAAAUGCAUGGAUAGACUGUAUUUACCAGGUGAAUAAAACUAUAUUUACAAGGUCAAAUGAAAUAAAAAGCACGUGCACAUCAUAUUGUCCACCUCAAGUACAGGCUUUCAGUAAACUCUGUUUUUCCCAAUCAUCCCCUAAAUUAUAUAUUUUACCAGACUCUUACAGCACAUGCAUGCGGUGACAGUAAAUCUCUAAUUCUGCUUUGCUAGCACCGAUAAAUAGGUGGCAGUGAAUUUAACUUCCUGCAAUUACACUCCCACCUGUGAACGUAAGUGCUCUAGUAUGGAAUCAAUUAUGGCACUUUUUUCACAAUAUAGUUCCUUCCAAGACAUCAGUGUUCUUUGCCUUACUAGCAUUAUGGCACAGGGAGACACUGUUCAGUACUUGCUACAUUGGUUUUGCAAAAGCUACCACUAUUGCAUUAUUACUAUACAUAAACUACCACAGUACAUUGAUACAGAUUCGCUCUGACACGUAGCAUGAUAGCAUAUUUUAUGGAAAAUAUAAUUUAUUGGCUUAAAGUGAGAUGAGGAUAAUUAUUCAUAACGAUUAUGUCAGGUUGGAUCAUCAUCAUGCCUUUCUUUUAGUAAUGAGCUUGAGAAAUAUGCAUGGCAUGUACAAGCCGGGUCGAUAUUAUAAUGACAUAUGGCAGAGCAAGAUGUUGACCAUCCCACAUGAUUAACGAUUUAGAGGCAUAUUUCCAUUGGUGAGAGAUACAGCCUGAUCGUGACCUUUCCAGAAACAUUUUUUAUUGACAUAUACUGUAACACUGAAAUCAGCUGUUUAGACAGACUAUCCCUAAUGUGAAUGUCAGUCCGUCUUAAAUGUCUAUCCUGAUUGCGCUCUUGCAUACCUGUACAGUCGUGGUCAAAAGUUUUGAGAAUGACACAAAUAUUAAUUUUCACAAAGUCUGCUGCCUCAGUUUUUAUGAUGGCAAUUUGCAUAUACUCCAGAAUGUUAUGAAGAGUGAUCAGAUUAAUUGCAAAGUCCCUCUUUGCCAUGAAAAUGAACUUAAUCCCCCAAAAACAUUUCCACUGCAUUUCAGCCCUGCCACAAAAGGACCAGCUGACAUCAUGUCAGUGAUUCUCUCGUUAACACAGGUGAGAGUGUUGACGAGGACAAGGCUGGAGAUCACUCUGUCAUGCUGAUUGAGUUAGAAUAACAGACUGGAGGGUGGUGCUUGAAAUCAUUGUUCUUCCUCUGUUAACCAUGGUUAGCUGCAAGGAAACACAUGCUGUCAUCAUUGCUUUGCACAAAAAGGGCUUCACAGGCAAGGAUAUUGCUGCUAGUACACCAGUGCAGAGCUUGCUCAGGAAUGGCAGCAGGCAGGUGUGAGUGCAUCUGCACGCACAGUGAGGCGAAGACUUUUGGAGGAUGGCCUGCUGUCAAGAAGGGCAGCGAGGAAGCCACUUCUCUCCAGGAAAAACAUCAGGGACAAACUGAUAUUCUGCAAAAGGUACAGGGAUUGGACUGCUGAGGACUUGGGUAAAGUUAUUUUCUCUGAUGAAUCCCCUUUCCGAUUGUUUGGAGCAUCCGGAAAAAAGCUUGUCUAGAGAAGACAAGGUGAGCGCUACCAUCAGUCCUGUGUCAUGCCAACAGUAAAGCAUCCUGAGACCAUUCAUGUGUGGGGUUGCUUCUCAGCCAAGGGAGUGGGCUCACUCAUCAUUUUGCCUAAGAAUACAGCCAUGAAUAAAGAAUGGUACCAACACAUCCUCAGAGAGCAACUUCUCCCAACCAUCCAAGAACAGUUUAGUGACGAACAAUGCCUUUUCCAGCAUGAGCACCUUGCCAUAAGGCAAAAGUGAUAACUAAGUGGCUCGGGGAACAAAACAUCGAAAUUUUGGGUCCAUGGCUAGGAAACUCCCCAGACCUUAAUCACAUUGAGAACUUGUGGUCAAUCCUCAAGAGGUGGGUGGACAAACAAAAACCCACAAAUUCUGACAAGAAUGGGCUGCCAUCAGUCAGGAUGUGGCCCAGAAGUUAAUUGACAGCAUGCCAGGGCUGAUUGCAGAGGUCUUGAAAAAGAAGGGUCAACACUGCAAAUAUUGAUUCUUUGCAUAAACUUAAUGUAAUUGUCAAUAAAAGCUUUUGACACUUAUGGAAUGCUUGUAAUUAUACUUCAGUAUACCAUAGUAACAUCUGACAAAAAUAUCUAAAAACACUGAAGCAGCAAACUUUGUGAAGACCAAUACUUUACAACAGCUAGAUUGACUGAACUAUUAUGGUAGUUGUCACAAAGAAUCCUAACUCCAUACAACUGGGAAAAAGGUCAGAGGAUUCUAGUGUGUGUUUUCUUACAAUACAUGUGCACUACAUCUAGGCAAUGACAGUGUGAGGCUGGACAAUAUACAGACUGCUUUUUGUUUUAUGACAUGUAAGCCAUAGAUAACAUCACUUAGGGCUUUCCAAAAGACCAGCUUCAGACGCCGCAGCGCUGCAGUGCCUAGGCCUGGCACCCUGACAAUACCUUUUGGAUGCAAUUAUCUGCUGAGAGGCCCUGUGUGGAUCCGUUUUGGGCACGGAGGGACCCCAUCCCACCUCAGAACGCUCCGUCAAGAGCCCACUGACAGCUUGGAAAUGCGCCCCACGCCACAGCCCUUCCAUCCUGUUCCAGGCCUCACUCCAUAACGUGCCCGGAUGCCUGUGGGCGGCAGCCUCCUCCACGGAGGGAGUAGAGACUGGAGCGGAGUGGGUCCCCCUGCCUGGGCCUUUGUCGCACAGCCAAGCCUCAGCUCAGGAAGAAUACUUCUCUAAAAGCCUCCCUGUAUCACGUUCUCUGUGCUUUCCCCCAGAAAGUACAACCACUGAGUCCUCAUACACCCUGCGUAGCGUACUGCUCAUGUGAAGAGAAUGGAAUAUAUUUCUAAUGGAUUAUGACAAAGGAAGAAGGCGAGGCAAUCUGUACAGUGAAACAAAAGCAGGUCACUGCAGAUCGUACAGUAGAGAAUAUAAUCUCAUUGCGGCAUAGAAUCCUACAGCAUGUCUGUAAUAUACAAGAGUUGCAUGUGCUUCUUAAUUUCCUGCCCCUGUUUUAUCCAGUCCCCAAGCCUUCUCCAGACCUCCUCUCUGCCCUGAAACUCCAUCCAGAUUUAUUUUGUAACUUUCCCUAUUCAGAUACAGUAGAGUCAAUAGAUGUUCCGCAGUUGACUGCCGGUGCUGAAUGUGUGGCAUGAAGUGAGCGGUUUAGUUGUGGCUGAACCUGGAUCUUUGAGUACACAAAGCUGCGUGCACAAAUGAUAUACUGAGUUACCAAUACUGAAAUAAGAUAUGUUUUCAACAGGGGCCAUUCAAGGGUUAAAAAUCGGCCUUGCUAACAAAUCUACUGAAUGUGUGCAGAAAGUAUCCACCAUUUUCCAGUGGCAAUGAGAUGUCUCUUUUUGUGAUGAUCAUUGAUGUUGACUUGAAAAACCUUGUUUCGUGACUUUUUAUUCAUUUAUAUCCAUUGUUUCAAGCUCAACCAUCUAAAUCCAAGCUCUCUCUUAUUUUCCCAGAUAAUUUAACCCUUAUCUCUCUGCAGGAUUCUGACGUGUUCGCGGAAGAACCUGAUGUCGACCCAAGGCAUCAGCAUCGUGUUUGGUCCGACACUCAUGUGGCCUGAGCUGGACUGUGGGAACAUGGCGGUCAACAUGGUAUAUCAGAACCAGAUAGUGGAGUUCAUCCUCAUUGAGAGCCAAGAGAUCUUCGGCCUGGAGAAGAAGUGAUGAGGGCAUUUUAUCUACAGCAAUGGAUGGAUUCAUGAACAGACAAGAGGACUUAUUGUGCCUAAAGCUUGGAGCUAGUUACAUUUACAUUUUAGUCAUUUA